Molecule: messenger RNA, 1878 nt
Organism: Colossoma macropomum (tambaqui)
Lineage: Eukaryota; Metazoa; Chordata; Actinopteri; Characiformes; Serrasalmidae
Gene: rbm42
Product: RNA binding motif protein 42
Exons: 11
Coding region: 110-1354 (414 amino acids)
Molecular function (GO): mRNA binding
Source: RefSeq, a predicted model, not a curated record
CGAAGAAGGAAAAGACGAGCGAAGACACAGCGGCCAAACAUUUAGCUUCAGUUUUGGUUUAUUAUCUGGUUGUUUUUUCUUGCGAGGCAUUUUAAAGGAGCCUCUCAUCAUGGCACUGAAGUCGGGUGAGGAGCGCCUUAAGGAGAUGGAGGCGGAGAUGGCGCUGUUCGAGCAGGAGGUUUUGGGGGGGCCUGUAGCUGUAUCUGCUGGGGGUCCUCCAGUAGUGGAGGCUGUUCCAGUGGCUCUGGCAGUACCAGCUGUGCCUACUGUACCUAUGGUCCGGCCCAUCAUUGGCACAAACACUUACCAACGGGUUCAACAGAGCCUGGAGGCUCGAGCUGCUACACUGGUUGGUCCCCCACCUCCUGCAUUUGUUGGUCCUGCUGUACCUGCAGUGCGGCCUCCCCCAAUGAUGAGACCUGCAUUUGUUCCACACAUCCUACAGAGACCAGGGGGCCAAAGAAUGCCAAUGAUGCGUGGCCCGCCUCCACAAGGUAUGAUGGCACCUCCUCUGCCCCGACCCCCUCCACCACCACCCAUGAUGAUGGCCCCCCCAAUGGCAGGCCAUCCGCAGCACCCAAUGGGUCCUGUUGGCCCACCUAUGGGACCUAUGAAUUCAAUUUCACCUCAGGUUGACACAAUGAACCCAGUGGUGUCUGCACCGCCCCGACCAGUGACUCAGGCCUCUCAGAAACACACCCCUAGCAUUAUACAGGCAGCCCCCACUGUUUAUACAGCGCCACCUGCCCCUAAGAGACCGGACCUUCGAGCACAGAGACCAGCCCGCAUGGAGGAGCUAGCAGUGUUAGAAGCUGAACAGCAGGCAGCUGUGAUGACAGCCGGGCUCCUGGAUGCCAAGAAGGACAGCACUGCAGAUGACAGUGUCAUCGGGCCAAGCAUGCCCGAGCCAGAGCCUGUUCACCCAGAGCCAGUAGAUGGCAACACAGAGGAUAAAAAAAAAGGGAAACAAGAGAAGGUAAAGAAGUGCAUCCGAACAGCAGCAGGCACCACGUGGGAAGACUCUAGCUUAGCAGAAUGGGAAUCAGACGAUUUCAGGAUAUUCUGUGGAGAUCUGGGUAAUGAGGUGAACGAUGACAUCCUGGCGAGAGCGUUCAGCCGAUACCCAUCAUUUCUAAAGGCCAAAGUUGUGCGGGACAAGCGCACUGGGAAAACCAAGGGUUAUGGCUUUGUCAGCUUUAAGGACCCCAAUGACUAUGUGCGUGCCAUGAGGGAGAUGAACGGAAAAUAUGUGGGCAGCAGACCCAUUAAAUUGCGAAAGAGCACAUGGAAAGACAGGAACCUGGAGGUUGUACGCAAGAAGCAGAAGGAGAAGAAGAAGCUUGGGCUUAGAUAAUCUCUAGGAGUCUGAACUGAAUCUGUGUGGUAUGAGUGUGUGAGCGAGUGUUUACUUCCAUCUCCUGCUACACACAGACACAACCUCAGGUGUGGAAGGACUCGGAAGGAAUAAAGAACUUUUGAUGUUACAAUAACAGCCAUGAUGGCAGGUUCUGUGUCAGGGGAGAGGAGAGGAUCAGUAACACUUUUUAAUCAGUUUAAGCACUGACAAGUUUUGGCAUUGCCCAUGUGGUUAUGGCAUUUCAUCAGUCUCCAGCUUGGCCCACUUAAAAUGCACUGAUACCUGCUCCUUUUGUGUGUUGUGAGUCCUGCAAAUUACUUUCUGUUGACUGAAAUGGGAAUGCAAGAACAAUUUGUAGAUAUACAUAGAACGAUGAAAUUGGGUGUUUUAUCAUUUCGUCCCUGUUCUUGCUCACCUCAUUACCGGAAACCAUCGUCAUGUUCUGUUUUUUUAUUCUAAUGUUAGAGAAAGCAGGUAAACAAUAAUGCAAAACUUUUCAAUAAACUCAAAACUGUAUUUUA